Messenger RNA from Drosophila montana, 723 nucleotides. RefSeq names its product small ribonucleoprotein particle protein SmD3 (gene SmD3). Gene Ontology annotation, biological process: RNA processing; spliceosomal snRNP assembly. The record is from RefSeq and is a predicted model, not a curated record. Gene Ontology annotation, molecular function: RNA binding. Bases 124 to 579 code for a protein of 151 amino acids. Lineage: Eukaryota; Metazoa; Arthropoda; Insecta; Diptera; Drosophilidae. The transcript has 2 exons. Gene Ontology annotation, cellular component: U4 snRNP; commitment complex; U12-type spliceosomal complex.
ACACACAUACUCAAUCGUGAACGUUUGCGCAAAGAAAAAACAGCGAAAUUUCACGGCGUCUGCAAAUUACGCGAAAAACCAUUAAAUUUUUGAAAAUAUAUAUAAUAAAAAUACACUUUAAAGAUGUCGAUUGGUGUACCUAUUAAAGUUCUGCACGAGGCUGAGGGCCACAUAAUCACUUGCGAGACAAUCACCGGCGAAGUCUACCGCGGCAAGCUCAUCGAGGCAGAGGACAACAUGAAUUGCCAAAUGACACAAAUUACGGUAACCUACCGGGAUGGACGCACGGCCAAUCUGGAGAAUGUAUAUAUACGCGGGUCGAAGAUACGUUUCCUCAUACUGCCCGACAUGUUAAAGAAUGCGCCGAUGUUUAAAAAGCAGACCGGCAAAGGUCUUGGUGGGACAGCCGGUCGCGGAAAAGCGGCAAUACUUCGAGCACAGGCUCGCGGUCGAGGCAGAGGAACUGGUCCUGCUGGCGGAGGUCGAGGCGGUGGUGGACCACCAGGCGCUCCCGGUGGCGGCGGACGCGGUGCCUGGCAAGGCGGUCCUACAGGCGGACGUGGACGCGGCGGCUUAUAAGAUGCAACAUCAGGAGCACAUUCUACUAUAUAAGUUAAGGGAAAUUAAUCUUAGCGGGCGGGUCGCAAAACUAACAUGUUGAAAAUCUAAUUAUUUGUCAAGAAAACCAGACGGAGAAUAUGAAAAUUGAAUUUCAAAAUGUGA